AUGGAAGACCAUGACACUCUAGCCACAGAAGAUGCCGAGAAAUCCAAUGGGUGGAAAAAUGACUUCGUUACUGACAAAGAUGGGUGUCUCACAUUUGCAGCCGAUUCUCACCUUCGACCCAUAAAUUGGACCAGAAAGAAAAAACUUGUUCAUACGGCUCUCUUUGGCAUGACCACAUUUGCCGCCCAGCUCAAUUCCACUUCAAUAUCAACCGCUAUAAUACCUCAGCUUUUCAAGGAAGAAUUCGGAGCUUCCCGAGAAGUGACAUUACUAGCCACCACCUUCUAUAUUUUGGGCAUUGCAUUCGGCCCGAUGGUAUUUGCGCCGUUAUCCGAGGUCUACGGACGCAAAUUGGGCGUCUUGGUCCCCUUUUUUCUCUCUGGAGUGUUCACAUUUGUGGUUGCUUGCUGUUCUACGCUUCCAGCCAUUUUGGUUUUUCGGUUCAUUGCCGGUUUUUUUGCCGGUGCCCCAGUGGUGUCUAGCGGAGGAGUUCUUGCUGAUAUAUGGACCCCAGCAGAACGAGGAAUGGCGUUGGGGUUCUAUGCUUUUUUCGUGGCCAAUGGACCUUCUUUUGGACCCACUAUUAGCUCACUUUUGGUACAUGCUUCGGACAAAAUUGUGUCGUGGAGAAACCCUCAAUAUUUCUGUGGACUCUUCAACUUUUGUCUUUUUGCCCUUUGCGAGAUAGUGUGCUAUGAAACCUACGAGCCACUUCUUUUGGCUAAGGAAACAAAACGACUAAGACUGGAAACUCGCCAGUGGUACUUGCAUUGUGCCCACGACAAAUGGACUCUCACCAGUAGCGAAAUGUUUCAUGUUCAUUUGCUUCGACCAUUCAGGAUGCUUGUUUCGCCAGUGAUUUUUGUGGUAGCCAUCUUUGCCAGUUAUGUCUUUGGACUAUUCUACAUGCUUAUCACCGGCAUUGAUGUAGUGUUCUCCAUCACAAAAGGAUGGACUGGAACCAUUGCAACAUUACCCAACAUUUCCUUGUUUCUAGGAGUCUCUGCUGGAUUAGUUGUAAACAUAUUUUGGGGCAGAAUCUACGCUAAAAAGCUCAAGGCCAAUAAUGGGGUUCUAAUACCAGAACAGCGGUUUCCCAUUCUCAUGUAUGUCGCAUGGACUCUUCCCUUUGGAAUUUUCCUUUUUUCGUGGACAAGCUGGAAAAGUGUCCACUGGGUUGUUCCGUGUAUAGGAAUAUUGUUCGCUGGUUUGGGAGUUAUAGUGAUUUUCCAAGGCUGUCUAAAUUAUCUUGUGGAUACCAACCGUCAAUAUGCAGCCUCGGUAAUUGCUGCAAAUACAAUUCUCCGGUCCAUUUUGGCUGCGGUGUUCCCCCUAUUUUCCAGUCAGCUUUUCCACAACCUCGGGAUCCAUUGGGGUGGAAGUUUGAUUGGUUUUAUAGCACUAGCCAUGAUACCCAUUCCAUGGGUGUUUUACAAAUAUGGAGGAAAGCUUCGAGAAAAGUAUCCUCCUGGGUUCUGA
Molecule: messenger RNA, 1479 nt
Organism: Meyerozyma guilliermondii ATCC 6260
Lineage: Eukaryota; Fungi; Ascomycota; Pichiomycetes; Serinales; Debaryomycetaceae
Product: MFS transporter
Exons: 1
Coding region: 1-1479 (492 amino acids)
Biological process (GO): transmembrane transport
Molecular function (GO): transmembrane transporter activity
Source: RefSeq, a predicted model, not a curated record